This is a messenger RNA of Coregonus sp. 'balchen', 1518 nucleotides long. Lineage: Eukaryota; Metazoa; Chordata; Actinopteri; Salmoniformes; Salmonidae. The record is from the annotation of a GenBank genome assembly.
AUGGUUAGUUUGAGAGACAUUGUGCUGGCUUCCCUCAGGGAUUCCAACCCCAAACUACAGCGCCCCGAACUACAGCGCCCCGAACUACAGCGCCCCGAACUACAACACCCCGAACUACAACACCCCGAACUACAACACCCCGAACUACAACACCCCGAACUACAGCGCCCCAAACUACAGCGCCCCGAACUACAGCGCCCUGAACUGCAGCGCCCCGAACUACAGCGCCCCGAACUACAGCGCCCCAAACUACAACACCCCGAACUACAACACCCCGAACUACAGCGCCCCAAACUACAGCGCCCCGAACUACAGCGCCCCAAACUACAGCGCCCCGAACUACAGCGCCCUGAACUGCAGCGCCCCGAACUACAGCGCCCCGAACUACAGCGCCCCAAACUACAGCGCCCCAAACUGCAGCCCCCCGAACUACAGCGCCCCAAACUACAGCGCCCCAAACUACAGCGCCCCGAACUACAGCGCCCCGAACUACAGCGCCCCAAACUACAACACCCCGAACUACAGCGCCCCAAACUACAACACCCUGAACUACAGCGCCCCAAACUACAACGCCCCAAACUACAACACCCUGAACUACAACGCCCCAAACUACAACGCCCCAAACUACAACGCCCUGAACUACAGCGCCCCAAACUACAACGCCCCAAACUACAACGCCCAAACUACAACGCCCAAACUACAACGGCCCAAACUACAACGGCCUUGAACUACAGCGCCCCAAACUACAGCGCCCCAAACUACAGCGCCCCAAACUACAACACCCCGAACUACAACACCCCGAACUACAACACCCCGAACUACAACACCCCGAACUACAGCGCCCCAAACUACAGCGCCCCGAACUACAGCGCCCUGAACUGCAGCGCCCCGAACUACAGCGCCCCGAACUACAGCGCCCCAAACUACAACACCCCGAACUACAACACCCCGAACUACAGCGCCCCGAACUACAGCGCCCCAAACUACAGCGCCCCGAACUACAGCGCCCUGAACUGCAGCGCCCCGAACUACAGCGCCCUGAACUGCAGCGCCCCGAACUACAGCGCCCUGAACUGCAGCGCCCCGAACUACAGCGCCCCGAACUACAGCGCCCCAAACUACAACACCCCGAACUACAACACCCCGAACUACAGCGCCCCAAACUACAGCGCCCCGAACUACAGCGCCCCCAAAUACAUGCGCCCCGAACUACAGCGCCCUGAACUGCAGCGCCACCGAACUACAGCGCCCCGAACUACAGCGCCCCUCAACUACCAACACCCCGAACUACAACACCCCGAACUACAGCGCCCCGAACUACAGCGCCCCAAACUACAGCGCCCCGAACUACAGCGCCUGAACUGCAGCGCCCCGAACUACAGCGCCCUGAACUGCAGCGCCGCCCGAACUACAGCGCCCCGAACAUACAGCGCCCCCGAACUACAACACCCCCGAACUACAAGCGCCCCAAAACUACAGGCCCCAAACCUACAGCGCCCCGAAACUACAGCGCCCUGA